Molecule: messenger RNA, 6518 nt
Organism: Hypomesus transpacificus
Lineage: Eukaryota; Metazoa; Chordata; Actinopteri; Osmeriformes; Osmeridae
Product: ankyrin repeat and BTB/POZ domain-containing protein BTBD11-A
Exons: 17
Coding region: 2002-5085 (1027 amino acids)
Molecular function (GO): protein heterodimerization activity
Source: RefSeq, a predicted model, not a curated record
CAGGAUGACAAGCCAGCACCUGAGCCACUACAAAACGAGGACGCGCAGUUACAGGUAAAUGUUGAAAUUUUAAAAAGUACACAAGUAAAAAUGAUACUCACAGUGAGGGUUAGGAUUGUUAUUAAAUAAAAACCUACUCAAAUCAAUUUAAAAAACAAUCAGUUGUUUGCCUUACACCAGACAAUAUUAGAGUGGCAGAAUUGUUAUACAACAUUAUAUCCUCACAAUUAGAAACUGUUAAAAACUGUGUCGAGUUAGGAGUGGGUGCAGAUAGCUGUUGACUCAUGCAACGUGGCCUACAGCUCAUGAAUUCAAGGCUGUAGACAGAUGGCCAGGUUCAACUUGGACGUGACAAGGCCCUGAAGGGCUGGUGAAUCACUAGUACAUCAGCAGCUCCUCACCCAUAUCAUUCAUUCUCCACAGAACAGAAAUGCAGCAAUAAUUGCAAAUUGAUAAUAUACAUAAAACUAUAGCCAUAGACUGAGGCAUGAAGACUUAUUAGACUUAUUUUCACACACCAUUUGCAUGGAGUAUCAAACCCUCUUUCGCUGUUCACAGUGAGAACUCAUCCUGGAAGACUCUUAUUCAAUUACGAUGAUGCUGUUGUUGUGUGUUGUAUAAACAAGCCAUUCAUUUGCUCUAAGCACUGUAAUAGUGUUGUAACUGUGCACUUCUAGUUUUUUAGUAUCUGCUACACUUACUGUUUGCGCUAACCACGUAUACUAUGCUUUAGAUGAAAGCGUCUGCUAUAGAUGAAAAAAAAAGAAAUAGUUUUAAAAUGUGUUUUCCUUAUGACUGUUUAACUUGAACUCUAAGUCCAUGUCUUUUAAGUUUCCAGAAGGACAUUUGGCCUGUUCAGUCACUUGAUAUUAGCCUCUUUCUCUGUAAGGGGUUCCUACCACUACGGCUCUCCAGCUCAUCCAUACUACUGUAUUUGAUUAAAUAGUCGGUAUUCAUUUGGCCCCUCAAUAGACACUGUGGCAAUUAAAUUAUCCUCGAUUUGUAUGUCACUCGUACAAGGACAAAGAUAAUACGUCUUGUGUUGACAAGAAGGAUGCUAGAAGGUCACAGAGAGAGGGAAGGGAGAGAGAUAGACAGAGAAAAUGAGAGAGAGGGAGAGACAGGGGGAGAGAGAGAAAGAGAGUCCAGUGGGUAGAAAAUAUAAUUGGGUUAUAUAUAAAAAUAUAAUAAUGGGUUUGAAUUCUACCUCAUCCUGUGAGCCUUGUACCAAAUCCAGGUUGAUGUAAAAUCAUCUUUGUGUCUCGAAGCAGUCAAGUUAAUUCGGAACACUGAUUCUGAGACUCAAUUUCACUCUGUGUAUGUUAGUACUGUGUUUGCUCACUAAUCAUGUGGAACUGUCCUUUUUAAUACAUUUCCUAAUGUAGCGUACAGUAGCUGUAGCCAUAUGGUAAUGGGUUUUGGUCAGACAUAGAAAAAAAUGAACAGUGGAUCUUUCAAUUAAAGCUAAUAUUUGUCUUGAUUUUAGUAGCAUAGCUACCAUCAGCAUGAAACAUAAAUGGAUAUGUGUGGCAUUUAGUUUUUAGGAACAAUUUCACUUAUACCGCCUUCUAAUUAGGUGAUGCCAUAAGAUUCAAUGCACCCGGGAGAAGCAAUUUGUACAAAAGUAUGUACAAGACAAGCUGUCUGUCAAUCAAGGUAUGUUGCGGUCACGGAUUGGCCUCUUCCAGCCCGCUACAUACAUAGCCCCUCCUCCAAUUGAGAGAGCUGUGCUGCGCUUGAUGCAGUGGCUCGUACGGGUUUGAGACAGGACGCUCUACGGUUACUCAUAGAAGUUGUAGGCAACAGCAGUUGAAAGGCAUUUUUUCAGUCACUGCUUUAAAGGCGGAAAGUGGGCAGAGCGCUCUCGUGUAUCCAUUCAACGAACUUGAAUGGGAAAGUAAAUUAUAACUCCCCAAGCUAGCGGCAGUGGAGUAGCGGCGUCAGGGGACCGACUUUGUGGCAUUUAAUAGAAAAAGCAGACCUACAGUAUGCGGUGCAGCCAUGGCAGGCAAGGGUAAGACAGCCGUGAGGACCCUGGAGGAUUUAACGCUUGAUUCCGGUUAUGGUGGCGCCGCGGACUCCAUCAGGUCGUCCAGCGUGUCGCUCUGCUGUUCGGACACGCAUCUGUCGCACGCGCAUGGGGGUAACUGCUGGCAUCUGACUGAAUCCAUGCAUAGCAGACACAACAGCUUGGACACGGUCAACACCGUCCUGGCGGAGGACACGGAGAUCUUGGAGUGCUCCGUCCAGUGCGCCAAACUCGCCGAGCUAGACGACGUGCCAUGGAGUCUCGGCGAGGUAGAGUGCGCACUGAGGAAGGAAGAGGACCUAAUGAUUGGGAUCCCGUCCCGAGAGGUGCUGGCCAAGCUUUCGGCUCUGGUCAGCCGUGCACUGGUGAGGGUUGCCCGGGAAGCGCAGCGUCUUAGCUUGCGCUAUGCCAAGUGCACCAAACACGAGAUCCAGAGCGCCAUCAAAGUGGUUCUUUCUUGGACCAUCUCUGUCAACUGCAUCACCGCGGCACUCAGCGCCCUGUCCCUCUACAACAUGAGCACCGGGGACAAGUUCAGCAGGGGCAAGUCAGCACGCUGCGGGCUGGUGUUUUCCGUUGGGAAGUUCUUUAAGUGGAUGGUUGAAAGUCGGGUGGCACUGAGGGUCCACGAGCAUGCGGCCAUAUACCUCACUGCCUGCAUUGAAAGCCUGUUCCGAGAGGUGUUUACCCGGAUCCAGCGGAGCGCGCUGAUCGAGAGGGACAACGGAAUCCCCAAGUUUACGCUGGAGUCAAUUGAGCAGUCCAUCAACAACGACUCGGAGAUAUGGGGACUGCUGCAGCCAUUCCAGCACCUAAUUUGCGGAAAGAAUGCUAGCGGUGUGCUGAGCCUACCGGACAGUCUGAACCUGCACCGUGACCAGCAGCGUUCGGGGAAGGGCAGCGAGGGCCCCGCCUACAGCCAGGCAGAGCUCAGGACGCUGGAGCAGUCUCUGUUAGCUACCCGGGUGGGCAGCAUCGCCGAGCUAAGUGAUCUGGUAUCACGGGCCAUGCACCACCUCCAGCCCCUUCACAUCAAGAACCCCAGCAAUGGAACGCCUGUCCACCAGAAGAACAACUCGGUCCACUGGGAACCCGAAGCCCUCUACACACUGUGCUACUUCAUGCACUGUCCCCAGAUGGAGUGGGAAAACCCUAACGUGGAACCCUCCAAGGUCACCUUGCAGACAGAGAGGCCCUUUCUGGUACUGCCACCGCUGAUGGAGUGGAUCCGGGUAGCAGUGGCCCACACAGAUCAUCGUCGCAGCUUCUCUGUGGACAGCGACGACGUGAGGCAGGCCGCUAGGCUGCUGCUGCCGGGGGUGGACUGCGAGCCCAGACAGCUCAAGGCCGACGACUGUUUCUGUGCCAGCAGGAAGCUGGACGCCGUGUCCACCGAGGCCAAGUUCCUCCAGGACCUCGGCUUCCGGAUGCUCAACUGUGGCCGGACUGACCUGGUCAAGCAGGCAGUCAACCUGCUGGGACCUGAUGGGAUCAACAGCAUGAGCGAGCAGGGGAUGACUCCUCUAAUGUAUGCCUGUGUGCGUGGAGACGAGGCCAUGGUCCAGAUGUUGCUGGAUGCUGGGGCGGACAUCAACAGUGAGGUGCCCAGCACAGUAAACAAGCACCCCUCAGUUUAUCCCGAAACGCGCCAGGGGACGCCUCUCACUUUCGCCGUGUUACACGGACACGUCCCUGUCGUCCAGCUGCUGCUGGACAACAGAGCCGGUGUGGAGGGGGCCCUGCAGGAUGGAACAGAUAACUACACUGAGACUCCUCUGCAGCUGGCCGCUGCUGCAGGAAACUUUGAGCUGGUUAGUCUCCUGUUGGAGAGAGGUGCCGACCCCAUGAUCGGGACCAUGUGUAGAAACGGUAUCUCCUCAGCUCCCCUGGGAGAUAUGAACUCCUUUAGCCUGGCAGCAGCACAUGGGCACAGGAACGUGUUCCGGAGGCUUCUGUCUCAGGCAGAGAAGGAGAAGGGCGACGUCCUCUCCCUGGAGGAGAUUCUGGCUGAGGGCUCGGAGCCGGGGGGGGAGAAGAGGGCCUGUCCGGCUCCCCCGGCCGUGGAUGGGACCCUCCAGCGAACAGGAAAGGCCAAACUGAGGGCCCUGAGAGAGGCCAUGUACCAUAGCGCAGAGCACGGCCAUGUGGACAUCACCAUAGACAUCCGCAGCUUAGGUGUCCCCUGGACCCUGCACACCUGGCUGGAGUCUCUCCGCACCUGCUUCCUGCAGCACCGCCGUCCGCUGAUCCAGGGCCUGCUCAAGGACUUCAGCUGCAUCCAGGAGGACGAGUACACCGAGGAGCUGAUCACGCACGGCCUGCCACUCAUGUUCCAGAUCCUCCGAGCCAGCAAGAAUGAGGUGAUCAGCCAGCAGCUGUCUGUGAUCUUCACCCAGUGUUACGGGCCUUUCCCCAUCCCCAAGCUGACAGAGCUCAAGAGGAAGCAGACCUCACGUCUUGAUCCUCACUUCCUCAACAACAAAGAUAUGUCUGAUGUGACGUUCCUCGUGGAGGGAAAACCUUUUUAUGCACACAAAGUUCUACUGUUCACUGCUUCAGCCAGGUUUAAGUCCCUGCUCCAAAACCGACCUGCGGCUGAGAACACCUGCAUUGAGAUCAGUCACGUCAAGUACAACAUAUUUUAUUUGGUCAUGCAGUAUCUAUAUUGUGGAGGCACUGAGUCCUUGCAUAUAAGGAACACAGAGAUUAUGGAGCUGUUGUCUGCUGCCAAAUUCUUCCAACUUGAGGCCCUUCAGCGACACUGUGAGAUAAUAUGCUCCAAGAACAUCACCACGGAAACAUGCGUGGACAUCUACAAACAUACUAAGUUCCUGGGUGCCAGCGAGCUUGCGGCCUUUAUCGAGGGCUAUUUCCUGAAGAACAUGGUACUGUUGAUUGAACUGGAGGGCUUCAAGCAGCUGCUGUACGAGCCCCCUGCAGAGAGCCCGGCCUCCAGCCCCUGUCCCAGCUUGGACAUCCUCCAAGACCUGGAGAAAACACUGGCCGUCCGCAUCCACUCCAUUCAUCUCUCCUCCUCCAAGGGCUCUGUCGUCUGACCGCUCUGGAAUCCCAGCGGCAUCAUCAGCAACAUCCCAGCAAUGUUACUUCAACAUCCACCACCAACCCCCAACAAGUUGAUUGCCGCGCCCCCCCGUCCCCCUCGCAGAAAAGGGAUCUGCUGAGUGCCAUGUCGGCAGGGUUGUACAUUUUCCCCUCGCAAACCCAGUAACUAUGACAACCUAAGUUCAGCGCCAGUUCAUCCAACUGACUGUCGUAGGGAGCGCUGUUGGGUCAUGUGAUGUGACAGGUCCGAGCGACAAGGUCUUCACUGCAGCGCCAUAUUCAGUUCACUUGCCCGGGGACGGCGUAGCAACAUGCUUUCAAGUUGUUGUUGUAGCACUCCUCUCACAUAACUGCAAGAUCUUAGGGCACCAAAAGAGGGAUACAAGGAAGUAUGAUUGAUACUGGCCCAUGCUUAUGAAACACAUGGGUGUAUUUCACGUGGGAUACAUUGGAAGAGACCAAUCGGAUAAAUGUAAAAUGUAAUUCAAUGUCUAAUUCCUGCAAGGCUGGCUACAAGGUUUCUGCAAGUUAAUUUACGUACUGUACACAAUAUGCUUUUCCAGGACUUCACAAAAAACAGUGACAUAUAGAGUGAAAAGUAAAUUGCCAAAGCAUCACCUUUAACUUAACCAACCAUUUACAGUCUGAAAGUAGCAAUGACAGAGAUUUGGGAACUAUGAACAUAUUUGUCAAUUUAUUCUCCUUUGUGUGCUGGACAGAAUUUCACUGUGUCCUCAGCUAUGUGCUUUGGCUAAAUCAAUCGAAGAACCUUCCAUUACCAACCGAUACUGCUCUUUAAACAUGUACUCUGUCUGCUCCUACAAUCAGUAUGGGUUUAUGCUCCAAACAUGGAUGUUCAACUCGGAAUUACCUUGUGCUCUAUUUAUGAACUACGUCUUUGCAUGACAACUUCUAAGCCGUGCUGUCCUAAUGUUGCUUUUUUGGGAUGGAUUUCCCUUCGCAGACUACUUUGGGAGGGAGUGCAAAUUUGCCCAGACUAAUGCUCUCUUGAUUGCAAACAACAGACUUAUGGACUACAGUGAUUGGAAGUUAAAAUGGCAUCUCUGUAGAUCUUAGAAGCCAUGUGUAAAUACGUCAUGCAAGUGAAUUGUUUCAGUCGUACUGUCUGUAAACCAAUGUACAGUAUAUUCCGUCAACCCAUCAUGCUUGGCUAACAGAAACACUCUUUGGAUGUGCUACAACCACAGCCGUCGUUCAAACUGUAUGAUUCAGUUGAUGCAAAGUUGCAUGUUAAAUGUAUGAAUCUUUUUUAUUUUUUUCUGUGUCUGUCAGUAGGCCUACAGAAUGUUGUUGUUGUUUUAAAGUCAUACUGAUUGGUAGGGAACCAUAGGUUGUUCAUCUCAGCCAGAGAGGUAGAAUUUCUAGCAUGAGAUCUUUCCCAUUUCAGCUGUGUGGUUAAUGUUGC